UUCUCAACUACGUAAUCAGAACUUAUUUCUUACCGCGCGACACUUCCUGUUAUUUGAUUGCAAUGGACCAUACGACACUAAUAUGCACCUAAACAGCAGCCCUAGAAGGAUAUAUUAUACUAGCAUAGGCACAUUCAAGCUGCUUUACAGCCCUGGAACAUGCAGGAGUAAAAUAAAAAGUGAACACUGUUAAUGUUAUAUUAUUAAAACUACCUUUUAUAUUCGUAUUAGUGUUUUAUAAUUUACGGUGGGGGGGCAUGUUUGUGCCGGCUUUUGAGAAAAAAAAUACACUGUGCAAUAAAAAAAUACAACUUAUUCUAUAAGCCUAGUCACAAUACCCGAUAUACAUUAACACACGCACGCACACACUUUCCCAACUCCACGCACCUGCUGGAUCCGCACCGACUCCAGACUCCACGCCGCGGUUUCGCUCAGACCGCGGGCUGUGCUGCCGGGUGACGCAGUGCAGAGACCCAGGAAGGAAAGCAGCGCAGCGCAGAGCGAGCGUCUUCCAAAUGCACAGCAGGAGCAACAAAAUGCAAGCGACAGUCUUCCUAAUCGCCGCCGUCGGGCUGUGGUGUGCACAGGGUAUACCAGUCAGCAGUACAACGUCUUUAACAACUGCAUCAGGCAGACAGCCUGAUCAGACAGACAGCAGUGAAGGGGUGAAUCCUGACCCUCAUAAAACAGACCCAGGCACAGACCCUGUAGAAGCUAAGAAAGGAGGUGCUGCAGGUGCAGCAACAGCAGCAUCAUCAUCAUCGUCGAAAACUGGAAAUCAGAAACCAGGUGGUGGCCCAUCAGAAAUUACCCCCAAGGAAGGCAAGUCCGGCCCGGAGGGAGGCAAGUCCGGCCCGGAGGGAGGCAAGUCCGGCCCGGAGGACGGCAAGUCCGGCCCGGAGACAGGGAAGCCCGGCCCGGAGACAGGGAAGCCCGGCCCCGAGACAGGGAAGCCCGGCCCCGAGACAGGGAAGCCCGGCCCCGAGACAGGGAAGCCCGGCCCCGAGACAGGGAAGCCCGUCCCGGAGACAGGGAAGCCCGUCCCGGAGACAGGGAAGCCCGGCCCCGAGGGAGGGAAGCCCGGCCCCGAGGGAGGGAAGCCCGGCCCCGAGGGAGGGAAGCCUGGCCCUAAAAAUCCAGACUCCACCAAGGCGAUCUCUCCUCCAGGAACAUCCAAACCCACCCCGAAACCGCGUGAGGGGGAGGGAGAGGGUCCGGGGGACAGGGAGCCAGAGAAGAAGCCCCAAGCCCCCGGAUUGGGUCCUGUGGCCCCCAGCGAUGACACCGAGAGCAGCCACUUCUUUGCGUACCUGGUGACGGCUGCAGUGCUGGUGGCUGUGCUCUACGUUGGCUACCACAACAAGAGAAAGAUUAUCGCCUUUGUCCUGGAGGGUCGAAGGUCACAGGGUGCCCGUCGGCCCAAAUCCACAGACUACCAGAGACUGGAUCAGAAGCUGUGAGGCGCCUGCGCAGCGGAAUGCAGAAGCACGGCAAAUCUGUAAACCACUGGCAGAACGAACGAGUGAAGGACCCGCUUGCAAUCGAAGAAAUAUUUUUAUUAUUAUUUUUUUUUACAGCUAAAAAUGUUGAUGAACUUUAACUUUUUUUUCAGUUUUUCCUCUUUUUUUCAAAUCACACGGCAUUUAAUUCUGUUUUUUUUUUUUUUUAGUAAGAAAAACCAUGCGAUCUUUCUAAUACGUUAUUUUUGAUAAUGAUGAUUGUUUUUAUGAUGCUGUAAAUGUGCUGCAUGCUCCACGGUCAGCCUGCAGAUGCUCACUGGCGCCCCCCAGCUUGCUUCUGGCGAGUGGAUGUCAGUGCUGCCGGCGUGUGGAUGUCAAUGCUGCAGGCGUGAGAUUCUUACCACUGCAGGGGCCGCUGCAGCAGUUCACUCUGAUGCUUCCUUGUUUUGCCUGCAAUUUCUGUGGCAACCGAAAUGUGAAAAAAAAAAAAAAAAAGUGUUUUAUGUAUACAUGUGGGUGAGUUUAGGGACUGGUGGACUGUGUGGUGGGUAGAGCUGAGGGACUGGGAGGUGAGCAGUGUGGCCUAGUGGAUAGAGCUGAGGGACUGGGAGGUGAGCAGUGUGGCCUAGUGGUUAGAGCUGAGGGACUGGGGGAGGCAGUGUGACCUAGUGGUUAGAGCUGAGGGACUGGGAGGUGAGCAGAGUGGCCUAGUGGUUAGAGCUGUGGGACUAGGAGGUGAGCAGUGUGACCUAGUGGUUAGAGCUGAGGGACUGGGGGAGGCAGUGUGACCUAGUGGUUAGAGCUGAGGGACUGGGGGAGGCAGUGUGACCUAGUGGUUAGAGCUGAGGGACUGGGGGAGGCAGUGUGACCUAGUGGUUAGAGCUGAGGGACUGGGGGAGGCAGUGUGACCUAGUGGUUAGAGAUGAGGGACUGGGAGGUGAGCAGAGUGGCCUAGUGGUUAGAGCUGAGGGACUGGGAGGGAGGCAGUGUGGCUAAGAUGAGGGGAUGCACUGUUGACUAAGUAUGUAAUCUGUAUUAAAUUGUGCAGUAAUGCUAGCGCUGUAACUGUUUAUGAUGACGAGGGAAGCUUGAUGUUGUGUAUGUUUUGUUUUUGUAAAGAAAGGUGGGUCUUCUAGGCAGGAGAGUAACUUUCUGUGACAGCCACAAUCACACCUGAGGGAACGUAUUCUUGAAGAGACUGGAUUACAUUGAGCUUGUUUGCAGAUCGAAGGCUCCUCCUAAAUCUGGAUGGCUGUUAAACCGGAAUUAAAUUGCACUUGUGGGUGGAUUAAAUCAAAUAAAAUCAAAUAUAUAUAUAUAUUACAGCCUU
This is a messenger RNA of Acipenser ruthenus (sterlet), 2790 nucleotides long. RefSeq names its product collagen alpha-1(I) chain-like. The transcript is spliced from 4 exons. The record is from RefSeq and is a predicted model, not a curated record. Bases 516 to 1460 code for a protein of 314 amino acids. NCBI's taxonomy places the organism in Eukaryota, Metazoa, Chordata, Actinopteri, Acipenseriformes, Acipenseridae.